UAAACGACAACUAGGAAAUCUCGCUUCAAGAAUAUCCCCAAUUCUUGCUUCUGCUCGAUGAGCACUCAGAGUGGUGAUUUAGUCCUUGCCAUUUUAACAGUUAUUCCUGAAUUUUGAUGGGUGUUAAGCAUUGGAUCUUAGCAUCAACUAGGUUUCAUCUUGCAUGAUAAAGAUGCUGUCAAUCCGAAUUAUGGAGCCACUGGGACACGAAAAGCAAGAUCUACUAGGAGGCUGGAACUUUGAGACAGCUCCUUCGAUUUCCGUGUCAAAGUGGCGCACGUUGAGUGCAAGAGAUGGUGAUAGUUGGACGAAGGACCUACCCGAAUGAGCGGGUGUUAGUCUUGCGCAUCAAUCCUUGACCUCAGUUGCAUCGCAUGCACUGUUAGGGAGGGAACUUUACCCUGAUUGUGACGUACUAUCGAACCGAGCGCACCUCGAACUGUAGCACAACAAUGAUGGACGAGCUACGUCUAGAAGUUGGUGCAAAUUGAUGAGAGGUGACUUAACACCAGCUUAGCGAUGGUGAGACUAGUUGAAGAACGAGUUACAGGAGUUGGGUUGUGAUUGAGUUCAGAUUGACGAGAAAUCGUCUUUGAGGAAACAAUGAGGUUCAGAAAGACCGUGUCGGUGGUGGCUGUGGUUGCCACACUCUUGGUCCUGCCUUACCUCUUCAUGUCCUUCACGAACCCGGUGGACCAGCUUCUUUGCAGAGCUUUUCCUUCUGUCAAAUUUCCCAACAAUUCAGAUGCAUCUAAAUCGGUGCCGGAGCAGAGAAUUUCGUCAGCUGAGACAACCAUUAACAAUCUGACAGCGGUACUCAACUCCACUCUCUCGAAAUCUCACCCUGACAAAGCCCUGUCAAAUGUUCUGAAUAAGUCGACCGUUCCCGAAUCGGCAAGUUCCUCUUUCGAUGGCUUGGAAGCUAUGCUAUCGAGCGUUGCAACUGCAGACAAGACAGUGAUUGUAACCACAUUGAAUCAGGCGUGGGCUGCGAAAGACGCCAUGAUCGACACCUUUUUGGAGAGUUUCCACAAGGGGGAGAACACCCAGUUCCUCCUGAACCACUUGGUGAUCGUUGCCCUUGACCAUCGAUCCCUGGAGCGGUGCCGAGAGUUACACCACCACUGCUUCAUGCUGCGUACAGAGGGGGUGGACUUUACCAGCAGGAAGCGUUACAUGACGGAAGAUUUUCUCAAGAUGAUGUGGCGCCGCAUGAGUUUGCUGCGCACCAUCUUGGAGAUGGGCUACAACUUCGUCUUCACUGAUGCAGACAUAUUAUGGUUUAGGAAUCCAUUCGACCAUUUUGCGAACAACACAGAUUUUCAAAUCUCCUCUGACAAGUACAGGGGCAAUCCGUAUUCGUUUUACAAUAGGCCCAACUGUGGGUACCAGUACACCCGAUCCAACAACCGUACCAUUGCGAUGUACAGGCAUUGGUGCCAAGGAGGAGAGGAGAAUCCAUCCAUUGAUGAACAGUCGGUCCUCAAAGUGAUGCUCAAACGUAAUGAAAUUGCUACAUACAACGUUAAGAUUCGGUUCUUAGAAACGGAAAGGUUCUCAGGUUUUUGUGAGAUAAGCAAGAACAUGUCAAAAGUUGUCACUAUGCAUGCAAAUUGCUGCGUGGGCAUGGACAACAAAAUUGAGGACCUGCGCCAGGCGUUAAUGGAUUGGGAGGGCAGACGCCCUCUUGCUUCCAUAAACACACCAGGGACUAAGAUAUGGAAUGUUCCAGCUGCUUGCCGGUAUUCCAUGAGAUCACCUCCAAGACGGAAGAGGAAUAGUCCACCCUGGAGAGAAACGAAAGGUCAAGGAUCGAAUAAUCAACUCGCGGGAAAAAGGUGAAAAAUCUCAGAAGGGUAAAUCUUCAGCCAUCUUGUAAUUUUAUUAUCUGAUGUUGGGUGAGGUUGUUAGCAACUAAGAUUAUUGUAAAACGUUGGAGAUAACCACUACCAAUCGUCGAUUAGAAACGUCAGCAAACCAAAGGAGACAGAAUGUGCAAAGCUGUUUAUUCUUUGUUUGUUCGACGUUGUGGGUGCUCUCAAUUGACCGCCACUUUUGUACAUAGUGAUUAUCAUAUUUGUUGAGGUUAAGGUUCAUCAGUUAGUUACCCUAAUGCUCCAAAUCUUGACCCUGUCCCUUUACUGUGAAGAUUGUUGCUUUACUUCUAUCUCCGAUCAGGCAGUGUUCGCAGCCUCUUUGGUAGUUUUUAUCGAAAGUGCGGACAUGAUUAUUUGAAGGCACAAGCCCUUCGGUAGGGCAGCCAUACGAUAGCCUCUGUUAUUAAAUGUGUGCAAUCCCUAAUUCCCAUCAGGACCUGUCUGUGUACUUAGGUAUGGAAAUGUAACGGGUCAUUCAACUCUC
Messenger RNA from Physcomitrium patens, 2361 nucleotides. RefSeq lists its product as uncharacterized. NCBI's taxonomy places the organism in Eukaryota, Viridiplantae, Streptophyta, Bryopsida, Funariales, Funariaceae. The record is from RefSeq and is a predicted model, not a curated record.